UUUAAGAAAUUAUUUCUCCUGUGGACAGGUUAAUGCUUCCUCCUGAGACAAGCAACUAUCUGGCAUCUUCUGGUGAUGUGUUCAGGACAGUCUCUGCAGGGGGCAGCAGGGGACGCGGUGAGGUUUGCCAUCGACGUUGGGUACCGCCACUUGGACUGUGCCUACAUGUACCAGAACGAGAGCGACAUCGGGGACGCGCUGCGACGCAAAGUGGAGCGGGGCGUGGUGAGGCGGGAAGAGCUCUUCAUUGUCAGCAAGCUCUGGUCCACCUUCCACAAGAGAUCCCUGGUGAAGGAGGUGUGCCAGAAAACGCUUGCUGCCCUCCAGCUGGAUUAUUCGGAUCUCUACCUGAUGCACUGUCCCAUGGGAUUCAAGGCAGGAGAGGAGCUAUUUCCUGCAGAUGGAAACGGCAUGAUCAUUCCCAGCGAUACAGAUUUUCUGGAUACGUGGGAGGCUAUGGAAGAGCUCGUGGAUGUGGGAAUGGUGAAGGCUAUUGGAGUCUCCAACUUCAACCAGAAACAGAUCAAUCAGCUCCUGGCCAAACCAGGCUUAAGACACAAACCUGUAAACAAUCAGAUUGAGAGCCACCCCUAUCUUCCUCAGGAAGAGCUGAUUAAGUUUUGCCAAUCCAAAGGGAUCUCUGUCACUGCAUAUUGUCCCCUUGGAGCACCCAACUGGCCAGGGUCCAAGCCUGACCAUAUUUCCCUUCUUGAUGAUCCUCAAGUUAAGGAAAUUGCACUCAAGCACAACAAAACCCCAGCUCAGGUGCUUAUCCGGCUCCAAAUCCAAAGAAAUGUGAGUGUAAUUCCAAAAUCCGUCACUCCACAGCGCAUUGAAGAAAAUUUUAAGGUAAGAGGGCACCUUACAGAGUCAUUAAUGGUGUUAAACUACACAGGGAAAAACCCUACUCUGCCAGUGGUACAAACCACCCCCCUCAAACCUAGAACCACCAAAACCUUUGUCAGAUACCACAUAGGUUAUCACUUCUUUAUGAACGCAAAGAGUCACUUUGAAAGUAAGGAGCCACAUCUUCAUUAGAACACAUCAGGUAAGAGCCAAACUCUUCCACCUUGUGGUACAAUUGUGCUGCAGGCAGAGCCCACCAGCACUGUAACCUCACACAUUUAUCCACUGCUCUCCCUGCACGGGUGGCCCCAGCACACCUCCUACUGCUUCAGCCUGCUUUUGCUAUUCUUUCUGCAAAUAAACUUCCUUGUCUCACUGCAAACUGAAGUAACCCAGCUGUUUGGGACCUUCCUGCAGGUGUUUGACUUUGAACUGACUGGAGAGGAGAUGGAGACCCUCCUUGGUUUCAAGAAGCGCUAUCGCAUCUGUGCAUUAAGCCAGUGAGUACCUCCUUCUCCUGCAGGCUUUGGCAGGGCUGGAUUUCCACUGGAGAGCUUGGAUUAGCACUGGAUAGCUUGGAUUUCCACUGGAUAUCCUCUUAACAGACACUAUUUGAUAGCCCCUUAAAAAUAAAAAGGGAGGGAGCCUCAGCCAACACCUGGUCACAUGUGCUGGAAUCUCACCCUUGGGUUUAUUAGAGCAUUGCCCAUCCUGCCCAGGUUGGGAACACUGGGAUUUCUGCAGGCACAACGUUCCUAAGAUGUCCUGUAGUGGAUGCAUACCAAACUGCUGUCUGAAAAUCAAAAUCAGCUGGAAAUUCCAAAAAUAAAUAAGCAGCUAUUUCCCCCCUCCGUUUUCUUUGGCUCCUUUACAUAAGGGACAGUCAGAGUAAAUAAACUCCAUUUUAAGAAUGAGAGUUGUAAGGUUUUUUUGAAGGGAAGAGCUGUGCCUAUGUACUCCUGCCAAUGUUAUCUAGAUAACAGAAUGGUUAGACUCACUAAGUUCUGCAUUUUAUUCAGUUUUCCCAGGUUACCCACUUGUUUAACAAUAUCCUGGGGGCUUGGGAAUUUCCAGCAGAAAGGUUUAAUAUCUCAGGGAACUUUGGCAAUUUCAGCUGAGCAUAAGAUACAUUAUCCUUUGAGAAGGAGCUCACUGCUACAUGCAAAUGUUACAGAGAAUUCCCUUUCCCUGCCCUAGGUACACAUGUGUUUUUGAUGUAGCUCAAUUUCAGUUCUCUUACCAGGGAAAAAAAAUCCCUUUUCUCUAAACUAUAGCCUUAAAAUGUUGUAAUCAUGCUCUCUUUUUCUAGAUGCAAAAAUCACAAGGACUAUCCUUUUUUAGAAGACUGACAUGGGCAUCAGCUUCAGAUCCUCUGGGGGAUCCAGACCAUUUUUUGUUAUUUCAAGCAAUUUACAAUACUUUGUGUAUUAAUUGAUGAUAGAAGGGGCAUAUGUAUUAAAAAAUGGGAGAAGCUAACUCAGGCAUUCUGAAGAGUCAUCUUUGAACAUGGAUACAUUUGCUUCCUUUAUAUCAAUCCAUUGUAUCAGUCCUUUAUCUGCUCUUGUAACACAAUUUUCAGUUGCAGCAAAAUAUGUAUUCUCUCUUAAUUUAAUAAUGAUAAUGUAUUUAGUAAUGAUAAUGAAUCUUAAUCAAGCCAUAGAUUGAGAUUAGGGAAAAGCAUUUUUGUCAUAACUCUAAAUCCUGACUAAGUUUAGAGAAAAUUUAAAUUCUCUGAUUAGUUAUACUUUUGGAUAAAAGGUUAAUACAUCUAUCUUUUAAUUAUCAAUACAAGACAAUCCAUUUCACAUCAGAAGAUCUCAAUGACAUGACAUGCUGCUUGAGAUGCUGAGUUCAGUAAUUUCAGUGUAACAGACUGAAAGCUCUUUAGAGGACACUGCUGAAUUAUGAUUCAGGAGCUCUUAAUGAGGUUCCCUAUUUAUGAACUGCUAAAAACUAAUAAACUACUAGGAGAUUUGUAUGUUUGGUUUAUAGUACCUGCAAGAGUAUAUAAAUACUGCUUUUAUCAGUAGAAUGGCUGCAGUUGAGACUGAAAAUCUCCUAGAAAAUCCAAAGUCUGAUAAAGGAGACACACAGGAAUUAUUUUGUUUGGCAACUGUCAUAUUUAGCAAGCAGAAAAGCUGGGCAGCUUCACAGCAGAUUUUCACUCUCCUGUACUGUUCCCUAGGUACUGUUUGCUUGUGUUUUGACUCAAAGGAUGUCUUCUGGAUGCUGUUGUCUCUGGUUAAAAAAAAAAAAGUAAAAAGCCAGUGGUGCUGCAGGCCAUGCUGGUGUUUUAAUGAGGUGUCUGUUAAUUAAUACUUGCUCUUUAACAAUUGACUCAAAACUCCUGUACUUGCUUUAGGCUCCUGCAGAUCAGGAUAAGAAAAUGUGGCUCAGCACUGCAUGCAGAGAGAAGGACAAUGUGUAAUUAAGGUUCAGGACUAGGAUACACACUUUAUGGAUAUCCUUUUCCAACUGAUUUUCUUUGUAGUUAAUAAAGGAAAUGAUGACAUAUCUUUGAGCUACUUCAGACUUUUCCAAGAUGUGUGAAUAAGGGGCACUCUACAAACAACAGAGCAAAUUCCCAUCAAACUGGAUUUGGACCUCUUCCAAAGAAAGAGGUCUGAAAAAUCUAUCAGGAAUUGACACUGAGCAGUUAUACUGCAGUGAUA
This is a messenger RNA of Pyrgilauda ruficollis (rufous-necked snowfinch), 3518 nucleotides long. RefSeq names its product aldo-keto reductase family 1 member B1-like. Gene Ontology annotation, molecular function: aldose reductase (NADPH) activity. The transcript is spliced from 8 exons. Gene Ontology annotation, cellular component: cytosol. The coding region runs from base 76 to 1038 and encodes 320 amino acids. The record is from RefSeq and is a predicted model, not a curated record. NCBI's taxonomy places the organism in Eukaryota, Metazoa, Chordata, Aves, Passeriformes, Passeridae.